AGGUGGGGCGGGGGCUGCUGUUAUUGCUCUCGUCGUCCAGGACGUGGACACUCAUCCACUCCGUGUAGUCUCGGAUUAAACAACGGUUAAUACGAUAAUCAUCUAUUAAGGAUCCAGCCGUUUGUUAUCGUUUCUUUCGUUACCUCGAGUGAAGAUGGGGAGCUGUUUAACUGUGGGGCCAAAUGAAGCUCUGGUGGUCUCUGGUGGUUGUUGUGGCUCUGACACAAAGACCUACGCUGUGGGAGGCUGGGCCUGGGCUUGGUGUCUCAUCUCAGAUACCAAAAGAAUAAGCCUAGAGAUCAUGACUCUGCAGCCUCGCUGUGAGGAUGUGGAGACGGCAGAGGGGGUCGCCAUCACUGUCACAGGUGUGGCUCAGGUGAAAGUCAUGACUGAACAGGACCUGCUGGCUGUGGCUUGUGAGCAGUUUCUGGGUAAAUCAGUCAAUGAAAUCAAAACUGUGGUUCUGCAGACUUUGGAGGGACAUCUGCGCUCUAUUCUAGGUACCUUGACUGUGGAGCAGAUCUAUCAGGACAGAGACCAGUUUGCUAAACUUGUGAGGGAGGUAGCUGCUCCAGACGUGGGCAGGAUGGGCAUCGAGAUUCUCAGCUUUACCAUCAAGGAUGUGUAUGAUAAACUGGAUUAUCUAAGCUCCCUUGGAAAAACCCAGACAGCAGCUGUCCAGAGGGACGCAGACAUUGGCGUUGCUGAGGCAGAGAGGGAUGCUGGGAUACGGGAAGCAGAGUGUAAGAAGGAGAUGAUGGAUGUCAAAUUCUUGGCUGACACCAAGAUGGCCGACUCCAAACGAGAACUGGAGCUGCAGAAAGCAUCUUUCAACCAGGAAGUCAACACCAAGAAAGCAGAGGCCCAGCUGGCCUACGAGCUGCAGGCAGCCAAAGAGCAGCAGAAGAUCCGCCUGGAGGAGAUUGAGAUCCAGGUGGUGCAGAGGAAGAAAGAGAUCACUAUAGAGGAGAAGGAGAUCGACCGCACAGACAAGGAACUCAUUGCUACUGUGAAGAGGCCUGCAGAGGCUGAGGCCUAUAAAAUGCAGCAGCUGGCUGAGGGGCAAAAGAUGAAGAAGGUGCUGAUCGCCCAGGCUGAGGCAGAGAAGAUCAGGAAGAUUGGUGAGGCGGAGGCUUCUUCCAUUGAAGCUGUGGGAAAGGCAGAGGCUGAGAAAAUGAAACUGAAGGCUGAGGCCUAUCAGCAGUACGGAGAUGCAGCUAAGACCGCACUGGUCCUUGAGGCCCUGCCUAAGAUUGCUGGUAAAGUGGCAGCACCAUUGUCCAGGACCAAUGAGAUCGUCAUCCUGAGCGGGGAGGGCAGCCGUGUGACAGGCGAGGUCAACCGUCUUCUAGCUGAACUUCCUGUGUCUGUCAACGCCCUCACUGGAGUGGACUUGUCAAAGAUCCCGCUGCUGCAGAAAAUGACUACUUCUUCAUUCUAAAAGGCAGUGACUCCACAUGACUUCAGUAUCUGUUGUAUGCACUCUGAUAGACUGCCUUUAAUACACUUGAAGAAUUUUGUUGUUUUAUACUUAUAUACUGUAUACCAAGUGAAUUUUGGAAACCUCUGGUGCCUUACUUUAUACAGGACCAGAAUAUCUGCAUGCACUGCUGCUCAUUCAAAUAUGUUUUUUGUUUUAACAGGGGAAAUUUUUGUGUUAUUUUGUAGGUUUUUUUUAAAUUAUUUGUAUCUGAAUCAAGUCUACUGGCCAUUUUGUAUGAAAUAUCAUUGAAAGCUGAGCUGAUAUUAGACCUCUGUGACAAACAUGGUGACUCUCACCGAGGUUAGAUUCAGCAGGUGACAGGACAGCCAAUGUUAGCCCAUCUUCUUUGAUAUUUCUGCAUCAGAGUCGUACUUUUUUAGACAACAAGGCCUCUGUCUUGGCCUUUUUGUUGAUCUAUAUACCUCUUUCUUUAUUUUGAAUUCCCUUGAUAAUUGGAAUCUUUUUAUUGUAAAUGUAGAGCUUUUGUUGUAUUGUACAUGUUGUAAUCUUAACUACUGUUCUUAUUCAGGUUAAUUUAUGUCUCAGUGAUUGAAUUUUACAAUGCAACAGGUGCUUACAAUCUUAAAAGAAGCCCUUUCAUUGUUCAGAUUUUGUCAGCUCCUCUGCCACAAGUUUCUUUUUCUAGAAAAUGAGGAUUGCAGGCAUGAUUGAUAGAUUUUAUUUGCUGGCAAGAAAACAGGCAGAUUCAAAUCUUGUGCUGAUAGGGAUGGAAUUUGGUCCUGAAAUGUUGAGUGUAAAUUUUAAUGUAAAAUGUUGAGAGUUUGAGCCUUUAUUGAGGUUAAAGAUGUAGUCAGAAGCAAAUUUAAUAAGCAACUUGUUUGGAGUAAAAAAAUUUUGUAAACAAAACAAAAGUUCAAUUUAAAAAGCUUUAGAAAAUAAAAGGCCAAACAGUGAUGCCAAAUAGAAUAGAUAACCUCAUAAGUUUUACUCUAAGAUAAGGAUUUAGAAAACUGCAUAGUUUAUUAGAUGUUUAAUUUCAUACGACAAAUAACUUUAGAUGCUAAGCCAUGCUUGACAGUGUGUCAACAAUUCACACUUUUACACUUUCAGAGAUAAACCACUCCUGCUCAAUGUUUGUACAUGUUCUUGUUGAGUUGUUUUAACUGUGAUAUCAAAUACAGAGGAUAUUUAAGUAGAAUAAUUUAAAUUAUCAAAGAAAUUUCAUCUUUUUUAUUUAAUGAUAUGCUGUUUGUAAAUGGUUCAAAUGCUUUGUUGUUUUCCACCCUAGUUCGCCACAUGCUAAGCUUCUGUGCAGCAGUACCAAUGAUCUGUUGUAUGGUUGUCUUGAAAAGGUUUUUGGAUAGAUGUUUCUAAAGGGAACAGAAGGUGCAGGUUAUUAUUUGGCACAACUAGUCGACCCCCUCCUAUUAAAUGUGUUUCAUGAAAGCAUUGUUUAGUUUGAAGCUCAUAUUCUUUAACAGCUGACACAUCAAACACAGUAGUAGUUUUAUGUACAGCUGAGAAUCAGCCAGGAUGAGUAAACCAACACAGAUAUUACAGACGACUGUUAUUGUUGUUGUAAACAUAGAUUAUUGUGUUCAUCCUUGGUUGAUUUAUGUUUGUAGCAUUAUUUGCUGGUUGUGUGACUUUGACAAAUACUGUUACCAAAUUGAUUUGUUUGGCUUUAAAUGUGUCAGUUGUAUAUAUAUAUAUAUGACAUGUUUCUGUUAUUUCCUGAUGUUAAUUAACACUUACACUGUGUCUCAAACAACCAUCAGUUCUGUAUGCUCUUGCUGCAUGUCAUCUGUCUGUACACAGAAUAAUCAGUUCAAUCUAAGCUGUCAUUCUAAUAAAUCAAAAUGCCAUCA
Molecule: messenger RNA, 3312 nt
Organism: Cheilinus undulatus (humphead wrasse)
Lineage: Eukaryota; Metazoa; Chordata; Actinopteri; Labriformes; Labridae
Product: flotillin-2
Exons: 11
Coding region: 155-1441 (428 amino acids)
Biological process (GO): protein localization to plasma membrane; regulation of myoblast differentiation
Cellular component (GO): plasma membrane
Source: RefSeq, a predicted model, not a curated record